AUGACAACUUAUUUAGCAUCGUACCUACCAGCGAUCCAAUCUAUAAUACCUCAAUCAUCACCUACAUCUGCACCUUUACCCGAGAUAGGAUCCAAAGCACCUUCUUUACCCGAUGUUCAAAUUGAUGGACCCACUUUAGUAGCUUUUGUGAGACAUUGUGGAUGUCCAUUCGCAGAGAAGGAGAUACAUCUUUUAUCUGAUCAAUUGAAAGCUCAUCCACAACUGAAGAUUAUAAUCGUUCAACAUGCUGAAAAAGAUCAAGUGGAUCAAUGGUUCAACGAGAUCGGAGGACCUAGAUUGUUCCUUGAUACAAGUAGAUAUACAUUAAUUCCAGAUCCUUCCAGACAACUGUAUGCGAAUUGGGGAAUAGGUCAAUUAGGUUGGGGAGGAAUGAUAAAUAAAUCAAUAAUGGAUUCAGUUUCUUCUUUGGAAAAAGAAGGUAUCAAUUUACGUUCAACAGGUAAAGGUUCUUAUAGAUGGCAAAAUUCAGGUGGAUUCGCUGUGGAUCAAAAUGGUUUUGUGAAAUGGAGGAAAAUAGCUCUUGAUAGUUCAGAUAUCUGUGAUUAUUCUCAAGCUGCCAAUAGUCUUCUUUAA
This is a messenger RNA of Kwoniella shivajii, 594 nucleotides long. RefSeq lists its product as uncharacterized. The transcript is spliced from 2 exons. The coding region runs from base 1 to 594 and encodes 197 amino acids. NCBI's taxonomy places the organism in Eukaryota, Fungi, Basidiomycota, Tremellomycetes, Tremellales, Cryptococcaceae. The record is from RefSeq and is a predicted model, not a curated record.